GAAAAGAGCCUGUGGAGUGGGAGUCCGAGAUUGGGGCUGCGCGACCAACAACCUGGCCACCAUUUUAAUUGAACCCCAAUCGAACAGCUGACGUACCGCAGGCCCCGUUAGUUAGUUAGUUUUCCCCGAUCGCGUUGCACAUCACAUCUCCCAUUACAGCGCUGCAGUCCAAGCAAACCGGUUUGUCGCCUCUCGAUUUUUCGGCGGUCUCAACUCACAUUCAUUUCCCACUGCUCCUCGGGUGCCAACGAACUCGCUGGGCCUUCCAAACACCGCCGCCACCGUCCUUUCAUUCAGUUCGGUUCCGUUUGGUCCGGGAAAGGCAGUAUGAAAAACGUUUUGGAUGUCAUGUCGUUGCAGCAGCACGUGGAGUCGAACAAGGCGCAGACCAUGAAGCCCAUCGACUAUCGCAAACUGAACAAACCCGGUGUGGUGCCGAUGUACAUCUUCGAGUGCGCAGCCAAGUUGAAAAUGAAGCCCUUGACGGCGGCCUGUGCGGCCAUAGUCUACCACCGCUUCUUCCGGGAGGUCAAGGCCAGCGACUACGAUGAGUUCCUCAUUGCCGCCUCCUCGUUGUAUCUGGCUGGCAAAAUCAAGGACGACGAAAGCGUCAAGAUACGCGAUGUAAUCAACGUGGCAUAUUGCACCCUCAACCGGGGAAACGCUCCACUGGAUCUGAACGAUGAGUACUGGUCGAUGAGGGAUGCCAUUGUCCAGGCCGAGCUGCUCAUCACACGCACCCUGGGCUUCGAUCUCAACAUAGAUCUGGCCCACAAGUACUUACUACACUACAUGAAGACUCUGCAAGACUGGGUGGGCGCCGAGGUGUGGAACUCGGUGCCCAUUGCCAAGGCCGCGGCCUCGUAUCUGCAGGACUUUCACCACAGCGCCAAUAUCCUCAAGUUCAAGCCCACCCAUGUGGCCAUUGGCUGCCUAUCGCUGGCUCUCCAGACCUACGGCAUCCAGGUGCCGCUCACCGACGAGUCCGACGAAUCCGCCAUGUGGUACAAGCCGCUGGUCAAGGACUUCACCCGCGAGAACCAGUGGGAGAUCAUCGAGAACGUGAUCGAGGUGUACAGGCAUGAGGCCUUCCUGAAGGCCGCCUAAUCCCUCCGAGACUGCCAAAUCCAUUCCUUGCUCCAUCUGAAUUUAUUUAUUUCCCCCUCACGCCUCAUAAGCCUAUCUCAGUUUACACGCGACAUAUGCUCAAAUGUCCACUGCAUUUACAUGCUUUUAACAAAACAAAAAAUUCUACCUGGAAAGCGAUGAUAGUAUGCUCAAAAGACGAGAGUUACUAUACCCAGAGCCGACAUCUUAGAACUAUUCCUCAAUUUUAACUAUGUAUGUAUUUAUACAAUAAGGAAAUAAAAAGGUGUUUUGUUCUAUGGAA
Molecule: messenger RNA, 1390 nt
Organism: Drosophila biarmipes
Lineage: Eukaryota; Metazoa; Arthropoda; Insecta; Diptera; Drosophilidae
Gene: koko
Product: cyclin-Q
Exons: 4
Coding region: 328-1107 (259 amino acids)
Biological process (GO): regulation of transcription by RNA polymerase II
Cellular component (GO): nucleus
Molecular function (GO): cyclin-dependent protein serine/threonine kinase regulator activity
Source: RefSeq, a predicted model, not a curated record